AUGACGUGGCCUCACUCCACUUUUCAGAUCCUGGAGGACCUGGUGGAGCGGCUGGGACCCCACCCCAAGAGGAGCCACGCGCUCGUGCAGUUUGAGACGGUCCACCCAGACGAGCAGCAAGCCGAGGACAGCGACGUGGGCAGCGGCUGUGGUGACAGCAGGGGUGACCGCGCCGCGGACAAGGUGUUCAUCACCCAGAGCGCAGACGUCCCAUUCGUAUCCGGCGCGGACGCGGUGUUUCUCAACGCAAUACCUGAGCCCCUGAUACACAGCCCUCCCGCUCGCCGGUUCGGCGUGGACGCGCCGGCCAUGCUGCCCGCGGCGUCCAACGCGCUGGCGGCCGGGUUUGCUGCGGGCCUGUACGACGGCUCCGCGCUCGACCAGCAGCAGGCGGCGCAGGCGGUGGCGCAGCAGGCGAUGACCAGGCAGCACGCGCACGGCCAGCCCAUGAUCGUCGUCUCAAACGGCCUGGCGAUGCCCCCGCUGCUGCCCCAGCAGCUCGGCGCGCACACGCACCCUCAAGACGGCGCAUCCGCCGCGGCAGCAGCGCGCGCGCGCCGCGCGAGCGCGGCCGCGGCCAUGGGCAUGCAAGCGCUUGGCAUGGACGGCGACUCUUCAGACGCGCUGGCGUCCCUGCAGGCGUACGUGAUUGGGGAGGAUCCCUGGGAAUCCCUGCCGGCGUCCGCCGCCGCAGUGGGCCCCUCGGGGCCACAGCCGCCGAUGAUGCAGCUACAGGUGCCGCAGCAUCAGGCGUCGCUGGCGCCGCUGUCGCCGCAGAUGCUCCCCGGGGGCGGCGCCAUGCCGAUGCUGAUGCCCACCGCGCCGCGCGCGCCGCGCGCGCGCCGCCACAGCAUGUUUGUCAGCGCAGGGGCCGACCCCCGCGCCGUGCGCCGUGGCAGCGUUGGCAACUUUGACAGCAACCCCGCGCUGAUGCAGCAGCUGCAGCAGGCCGCUGCAGCGGCCUCUCUGCCGGCCGGCGCCGUGUUUGCGCCCAUCCAGAGCGGCCGCGCGACGCCCAACGGCUACGGCGGCACCGGCACCCCCAGCGGCGGCGUCAACGCUGCCGCGCUCCAGAUGGGUCUGGCCUCGGCGGCGAUCGCCGAGCGCCUGGCGGUGCUGGGCCUGGGCGACCCGGCUGCCGGGCAGCUUCCCGCUGGCGGCCUCCUCCAGCAGGCACACCUCGCGCAGUCGCAGCCCUCCCUGGCGGCUCAGAUGCAGGUGCCGCUUGCGCAGCGGCAGCAGGCGCCCCCUUGGGCCGCCGCCGCGGCGCCCGGCGCGGCCCCGCACGGCGGCGCCUUCGUCGCGGGCGCGCCCCGCGCGCCCAACGCCGGCUCGAGCCGCCGCCACAGCUGGUGCCCCACGGGGUCUGUGUACUUUGGCCCCGACGGCGUGCGCGCCGCGCGGCCCGGCCGCGGCGACCAGCUCGCGCCCAUGCAGAUGGUCGACGGCAGCGUGGGGGGCACCAGCGGGUACACCAACCUGGCCGCGAGCACCUCGUCAUAUGCGACCCCCUCCCAGUCGAGCCUCCACUACAGCCAGCCCCCCAGCCCGCUGAGCAGCAACGGCAGCGCCGCCGCCGCCGCCAAGGCCGCGGGCGGCGUCGCGCAGUACGCGCCCGCGGGCGCCGGCGCCGCGCUCGCGCCCGACGCGCUCGGCGCCGCGGGGCCGGGCGGGCAGCUGCAGAGGGCCUGCUGA
Messenger RNA from Monoraphidium neglectum, 1695 nucleotides. RefSeq lists its product as hypothetical. Bases 1 to 1695 code for a protein of 564 amino acids. The transcript is spliced from 4 exons. Lineage: Eukaryota; Viridiplantae; Chlorophyta; Chlorophyceae; Sphaeropleales; Selenastraceae. The record is from RefSeq and is a predicted model, not a curated record.